AUGAAGUUCGCUUUUUGUAUCAUUAUUGGACUUUUGUUAACUUUGGCUUAUGCGGCGGAAGACGAAGAAUGUUAUACAAGAAAUGGAUGUGGAAAAACUCGGAAAAGGAAAUCCAGACUAGCAGAGGAUUAUUGGAUAAAUGUUAACAAAAAAACUGAUACCUGCACAAUGUGCUUAUGCGGUUUAGUGAAGAAACAUACGCAAUCCUGCAUAGUUGUUGAUAAAGCCAAUGACGCUCCACAUAAAAAGAAAGGAAUACUCGGCCGAAUUUAUCACGAAGAAUCAAAACUUCGAUCAGUUCGAAAUCGUAAAAACAUGACUGUGAUUAUUCGAGACGAAGAAAUCGAAUUGACAAAAUCUGAAGCAAAAAAUAUUGAAUGCGGAGAUGAACCUGAACCAAUUUUCAACAACAGGAAAAAGAAAUAUGAAUUUCCUCCUAUGAAAUUCGUUCAUUACCUGUACACCGAGAAAGAGUCAUACUGUUGCCAAAGAAAAGGGCCUGUUAUUGUCAAUAUUCCAACAUCGUGCUACAAAAAAUACGACAGCAAGUGUGAAGCAAGAAUUGUCACGAAAAAGAAUUCAUCAAAACUUUGUGAAUUACCAAAACCAUCUGCAGCACCAGUUGAUAUGAAAGACCCACCAAAUAAACGACAAUAAAAGAAUGCGGAAAAGCAACUGUUGCUUCCUGGCCGUUUAGAGAAAAACAUUAAAAUAGUAAGAAUUGAAAUUGAAAAAUUUUAAAUUAUGAUUCGUUACAUUUUAUCG
Styela clava is the source of this 765-nucleotide messenger RNA. RefSeq lists its product as uncharacterized. The record is from RefSeq and is a predicted model, not a curated record. NCBI's taxonomy places the organism in Eukaryota, Metazoa, Chordata, Ascidiacea, Stolidobranchia, Styelidae.